CGAUGAAGCGGGGAGCAGCCGGGGCCAUCCCCGGUGCCGGCGGGGAGGAGGCAGUGCCUGAGAUAGACUUCCUGGUCAAGCUCCAGAUGCUUUUGUUUAAAUAGCCUCAACCUCCCUAUGGACUCAACAGAUGUACCACAAAAUGGCAUUGCUCACUGGGAAUGCAGAUCCUGAGUUCACCUCCCGCUCCUUCAACAACUUGGAAAACCUCUGUGAAGUGCAAACCAAGAAGGGAUUCUUCUACAAAAAGGCCAAACUUCUGCAUCCUGGAGAAGACUUGUGCUGCUUAGCCCGCUUGGAUGACCGGUCCAGGUUUGUGAUCAUCAAUGUGGGUGGUAUUAAGUACAAAGUUCCCUGGACCACCUUGGAGAACUGCCCCUUGACCAGGCUUGGGAAGCUAAAAUCUUGCAACAAUUAUGAUGAGAUCAUGGACAUCUGCGAUGAUUAUGAUGUUAGCUGCAAUGAAUUUUUUUUUGACCGUAAUCCUAGUGCCUUCAGAACGAUCAUGACAUUCCUGACGGCUGGGAAGCUGAGGCUUCUCAGGGAGAUGUGCGCUCUUUCGUUCCAGGAGGAGCUUGUGUACUGGGGCAUAGAAGAAGACCACCUGGAGUGGUGCUGCAAAAAGAGAUUGCGACAGAAAGAGGAGGAGGCAGCUGAGGCCAGGCUGUUUGAGAGGGAGAUGGUGUUCAAUGAAGCUGCGCAAUGUGCCUUCCAGGACAGUAGCCGACUGAGUUUGUGCAUGAGAAAGCUCAGGGAUAUGGURGAGAACCCCCACUCAGGGAUCCCAGGAAAGAUAUUUGCUUGUAUCUCAAUCUCUUUUGUUGCCAUCACUGCUGUCAGCCUGUGCAUCAGCACCAUGCCAGAUGUCAGAGAAGAAGAGGAUCGGGGUGAGUGCUCACGAAAGUGCUAUGACAUCUUUGUGCUGGAGACAGUGUGCGUGGCGUGGUUUUCCUUUGAGUUCCUGCUGCGAUCCAUCCAAGCAGAAAAUAAGUGUGCUUUCCUGAAAACCCCKCUCAACAUCAUCGACAUCCUGGCCAUCCUGCCUUUCUACAUCUCUCUCAUCGUGGACGUGGUUUCCGCAAAAAACAGCAGCAAGCCCGGCGGGGGAGCCGGGAACAAGUACCUGGAGCGGGUGGGGCUGGUGCUGCGCUUCCUGCGGGCGCUGCGCAUCCUGUACGUGAUGCGGCUGGCGCGGCACUCGCUGGGGCUGCAGACGCUGGGGCUCACCGUGCGCCGCUGCACCCGCGAGUUCGGGCUGCUGCUGCUCUUCCUCUGCGUGGCCAUGGCCCUCUUCUCGCCGCUGGUGUACCUGGCUGAGAGCGAACUGGGAGCCAAGCAAGAGUUCACCAGCGUCCCCACCAGCUACUGGUGGGCUGUGAUCUCCAUGACGACUGUCGGCUAUGGGGACAUGGUGCCUCGUAGCAUCCCCGGACAGGUGGUGGCCCUGAGCAGUAUCUUGAGUGGGAUUUUGCUGAUGGCUUUCCCAGUCACAUCCAUCUUCCAUACCUUUUCCCGUUCCUACAGCGAGCUGAAGGAGCAGCAGCAGCGAGUAGCCAGCAGACAGGUACGCCAGCGGCAGGAGAACCCUGAGCUCCUGGCUGAUGACAGUACGAGGGGACUCARUGCCACAUUGCCACCAAGUGCUGCUGGGCGGGACGGUCUGCUCUUGGUGGGCCAGUAAGCCAAGGGCAGUUCUUGACCCUGAACAGCUGAGGACAUACAUUGGCAGCACAAGAAGCAGUGGACAAGGGAGGUUAGUUCUGCAAGAACCCUGUGAACUGCAUAAAUGAGGGGCAGACACACACAAGGUUGUCUCUAAAGACCAACUUCUGAUCUUAAGGGGCCUCUGAAAAGCACUCCUAGAAACUCUAAAUACAGCUCUGCUCCAUUGCUUUUCUUAGGGCUUUUCUCUUGAGCAGGUAUUUUGGGUACAGCCAAGGAGCAGCCAUUGAAAGUAGCCAGCCAGCAGAAUGUAAUGUGAAGCACAGCCUGUGCCAGGUGCCAUGUGGCAGAGCAACCAGCGUGCCACCUCCUCCCUGCCCUGACUGGUGUGAGGGGCUGAGYGAGGGGCUCCCCAUGCUGCAGCACUCCACGACACAUUUGUUUUGGCAGCCCCUCCAGGAACACAAGGAACACAAACCUCAGGCAAGCCAAGGGGCGAGGGCAAGAGAAGGGCAGAAGCAUCCCUUCAGCCUUACCUGGGGCUUAGGUUUGUCUUCUACAGAUGAGGAAGUGCAGCCAGAGCUGCCAGGUGUGUGAGCACAGUUUGCAUUAUUUAGUAGAGAUGCAUAUUUACCAUCCUAAGCUUUGUAUCUUARCCCCAUGACAGAAAUAGACGUACAAAAAAUCUUUCUGACUGUGGUGAAUGUUAACUUAGUUUUUUUUCCUUUGCUAACAGUCGAAUACAACAAAUACCAUUACAAACUAUGACAUUUYGCCACUUUCUGUUUACUAUUUCCAUCUCUCGAGUAUCCAGAAAUGUGUUUAACAGGCAGAUGAACCAAACUGAACCCCACACAGCCCAAGGGGAGGAUGAUGUUAAACCAGCAGUGACUCCCAACUCUGUGCAGUCUCCCUCAGUGGUGGUGGCUGCACUGAGUGCAGUCAGGUGCAGACAAGAGURGAGGAGUUGUCUGAACCCAGUGAAGCCAGCCAGACACCUUUAGUGGGCUCUGGCUGAGCUGCAGUGCAGCAGCUGAGCUCUGCAUUAGGAGCAGCCUUUUGGUUUUGCUCUACUACUAAGAAAAAGACAAUCCAUUAGAGUUAGCGUUGCGGCUCUUCCUUAUUCUCAAAGGAUAUAUGUAGUUUUUUUAAGAGAAAAUGAAUCAUGUGGUGGCAUCUGCRUUUUUGCUUAUUGAUGCCAGCCCCAUGCAUGAGCUUUCCAGCCCCCACCCUGGAGGAGCUGUGUAGCUGGUCCACAUCAGGAUGCUGUGCAGGUCUUUCAGUGCUCSUACAGGUGGGAUAUGAUCAGGGAGGGAGAUGGAACCCAACAGUCUCUUGUACCUACACCCCUAUUUGUACUAAAGCCAUGCGAUCUCACCCUCCAUAUCCUCCUCCUGCUAAGAAGGGAACAAAAUCUGAUGUAUUGAAGAUGGGAUUUGUCUGGUCUGUUGUUUGGGGUUUUUUGCCUCAGCCUAUGUUGUAAAACCAACCYUACAUUAUCAAACUCUCAUAUUAAGCCAUUCCUUCCUUAUAGGAAUGAAGCAAGGGAAGUGGA
Molecule: messenger RNA, 3217 nt
Organism: Malurus melanocephalus (red-backed fairy wren)
Lineage: Eukaryota; Metazoa; Chordata; Aves; Passeriformes; Maluridae
Gene: KCNG2
Product: potassium voltage-gated channel modifier subfamily G member 2
Exons: 3
Coding region: 131-1681 (516 amino acids)
Biological process (GO): potassium ion transmembrane transport; protein homooligomerization
Cellular component (GO): membrane; voltage-gated potassium channel complex
Molecular function (GO): protein binding; voltage-gated potassium channel activity
Source: RefSeq, a predicted model, not a curated record